Messenger RNA from Solanum lycopersicum (tomato), 1095 nucleotides. RefSeq lists its product as uncharacterized. The record is from RefSeq and is a predicted model, not a curated record. NCBI's taxonomy places the organism in Eukaryota, Viridiplantae, Streptophyta, Magnoliopsida, Solanales, Solanaceae. Gene Ontology annotation, cellular component: mitochondrion.
AAUCGAACAUCCAAGUCGGCUUAUUUUCAGCUAAGGGAGACUGAAAUCAUAGAUGAAUUACUCGAUUGUCUGAUUUGCGAUUACAAAGAGAGAGGCGUCUUCUCCAUUAUCAAUGGAAUCCUCAGAGAUAACUGAAGAAGAAACGGUACCUAGAUCUCAGAAAAUGGCAGGAACUGUAAACUGGGGCACUGCUACUGUAAUUGGGGUAUUUGCUGGCCUUUUUUAUGGAGGUAGCAAGGAGGCUGCUGCUUCUGUUGUCAGUACCCUUCCCUAUAGCAAGGAUGCUGAGGUGAUGUUAAAGCUUGGGAGCACAGCAGAUAAGCGUGAACAGUAUCGGCUCAUGAGAGAUGCCAUGGAAAAAAGAUUUAUACGAGUCACUCGGGGCUCAAUAGUUGGAGGAAUACGCCUUGGAAUGUUCACUGCUGCUUUUUAUGGAUUGCAGAAUUUGCUUGCUGAAAAGCGUGGUGUGCAUGAUGUUUAUAAUGUUGUUGGAGCUGGUUCUGCUACAGCUGCAACAUUUGGUCUAAUUAUGCCAGGAUCACUCCAAUGGCGUGCCAGAAAUGUGAUGUUGGGUUCUGCUUUGGGUGCUGCAGUUUGCUUCCCUCUUGGGUGGCUUCAUUUGAAGCUUGUAGAGAAAGCCAAUGAAGGGACAGGGACAACUGAUGGCAAUGAAGUUAAGGGUGGUGUAGGUGCCGCAAUUGAGAGACUUGAAGGGCACUUAAACAAAGGUGAUGUUAAAUCCACAUGAACCAGAAUCUGAUCUUUUCUUCACCUGUAUGAUGGGUGAUAUAACAAAAUCCACAUUCCCUCUUUUCCUGCCCUGUUCCCUGUCAACGGAGCUGUAAAGCUCGCUAAUUUGGCCUUCAUGUUUUUCGUUCAGAGUGGAAUCCUUUAUGUAUUACAUUAUAGGAUUGUUUUGAUAGUUUGUGCUCUUCAUAGAUACAUGAAAAGAGCGUGGACCAACAUUUUGAUGUUACAAAAAUAACCAAAAAACAUGGAAGAGGAUAUGGUGUUUUAUCAGGAUCAUCUCCUUCCCUUGUCAAUAUUAUGGCAGAAAUAGUUAAUAACCAGACUAUUUUUUGUUUUUGAGGAUUA